AUGUCGCUCGUCUCCGGCGAGAAGUCGAACUUCCAGUUCAUCUUGCGUCUCCUCAACACCAACGUCGAUGGCAAGCAGAAGGUCAUGUACGCCUUGACCAAGAUCAAGGGUGUCGGUCGCCGAUACAGCAACUUGGUCUGCAAGAAGGCCGAUGUGGAUCUCAACAAGCGCGCCGGCGAGCUUACCUCCGAAGAACUCGAGCGCAUCGUCACCAUCAUUCAGAACCCAACCCAGUACAAGAUCCCCACCUGGUUCCUCAACCGACAGCGCGACAUUGUGGACGGCAAGGACAACCAGGUCCUCGCCAACGGCGUGGACAGCAAGCUCCGUGACGAUUUGGAGCGACUGAAGAAGAUCCGGGCCCACAGAGGUCUCCGCCACUACUGGGGCCUCCGCGUCCGUGGCCAGCACAGCAAGACCACUGGCCGUCGCGGCAGGACUGUCGGUGUCAGCAAGAAGAAGGGAUAA
Messenger RNA from Zasmidium cellare ATCC 36951, 468 nucleotides. RefSeq lists its product as uncharacterized. Gene Ontology annotation, molecular function: RNA binding; structural constituent of ribosome. Bases 1 to 468 code for a protein of 155 amino acids. Gene Ontology annotation, cellular component: small ribosomal subunit; ribosome; cytosol. The transcript has 3 exons. Gene Ontology annotation, biological process: translation. The record is from RefSeq and is a predicted model, not a curated record. Lineage: Eukaryota; Fungi; Ascomycota; Dothideomycetes; Mycosphaerellales; Mycosphaerellaceae.